AUGCUCUCCACUCUCAUUUGGGUCGCCGGCACGCUCUUCCUCGCCAAGGAGCUCGUCUCCUUCCUCUACGUCUUCUACAAGGGGCUCCUUCGCGCGCCGAAGGAUCUCACCAAGUAUGGCAAGUGGGCGGUCGUGACGGGCGCGACCGACGGCAUCGGCAAGGCCAUCUCGUUUGAGCUGGCGCGCCGCGGCUGCUCGGUGGUGCUGGUGUCGCGGACACAGUCGAAGCUCGACGCCGUGGCGGCGGAGCUCAAGGAGGCGUACCCGAAGGUCGACGUCAAGACCGAGGCCGUCGACUUUG
Emiliania huxleyi CCMP1516 is the source of this 301-nucleotide messenger RNA. RefSeq lists its product as hypothetical. The transcript has a single exon. Gene Ontology annotation, molecular function: oxidoreductase activity. The record is from RefSeq and is a predicted model, not a curated record. The annotation marks the transcript as partial. NCBI's taxonomy places the organism in Eukaryota, Haptophyta, Isochrysidales, Noelaerhabdaceae.